Messenger RNA from Phasianus colchicus (ring-necked pheasant), 717 nucleotides. The record is from RefSeq and is a predicted model, not a curated record. Lineage: Eukaryota; Metazoa; Chordata; Aves; Galliformes; Phasianidae.
CCCCUCCCCGUUGUCCCCCCGCAGGUAUCCAAGCAGGAGGAAUUCUUCAACCUGUCCCACUGCCAGCUGGCCACGCUCAUCAGCCGCGACGAGCUGAACGUGCGCUGCGAGUCGGAGGUGUUCCACGCCUGCAUCAACUGGGUGCAGUACGACUGCGAGCAGCGGCGCCCCUACGUGCAGGCAUUGCUGCGCGCCGUGCGCUGCCACGCGCUGACGCCGCAUUUCCUGCAGAUGCAGCUGCAGAAAUGCGAGCUGCUGCGCUCCGACGCGCGCUGCAAGGAUUACCUGGCUCAGAUCUUCCAGGACCUCACUUUGCACAAACCCACCCCUCAAGUGCAACCCGGCAGAGCCCCCAAAGUUGGGCAGCUCAUCUACACGGCCGGCGGUUACUACCGGCAAUCGCUGGGUUACCUGGAAGCUUUCAACCCCCGCGACGGUUCCUGGGUUCGCCUGGCCGACCUGCAGGUGCCGCGCAGCGGGUUGGGGGGCUGCGUGGUGGGGGGGCUCUUCUACGCCGUCGGGGGGAGGAACAAUUCGCCCGACGGCAACACCGAUUCGGCGGCCAUCGACUGUUACAACCCCAUGACCAACCGCUGGUCGCCCUGCGCCCCGAUGAGCGUCCCCCGAAACCGCAUCGGGGUGGGGGUGAUCGACGGGAUGAUCUACGCCGUGGGGGGGUCGCACGGCUGCGUGCAUCACAGCAGCGUGGAGAGGUGA